AUGGCCAACAAAGCUCUCUUCCAUCUCCUCGUCAUCUUCUUUAUAACUAUUUCGCAAUUCUUCUUCUUCUUCCCUACCAAUGCUUCGAGACUCGGGAGUUUGAUGGAGAGGCCCGACCAAAUUUACCUACCUCAACCAGAUACACUACUGGAUGUGAAGAACGACGUAGAGGAAAGGAUGGCAAUGGAGUUAAACGAUUACCCAGGUUCGGGUGCCAACAACCGUCACUUGCCACGUGGAAGAGGAUGCGUUGUCGACUGCUAA
This is a messenger RNA of Thlaspi arvense, 264 nucleotides long. The record is from the annotation of a GenBank genome assembly. Lineage: Eukaryota; Viridiplantae; Streptophyta; Magnoliopsida; Brassicales; Brassicaceae.